Cyprinodon variegatus (sheepshead minnow) is the source of this 3983-nucleotide messenger RNA. It is a transcript of the gene gna11b, whose product is annotated as guanine nucleotide-binding protein G(q) subunit alpha-like. Gene Ontology annotation, biological process: adenylate cyclase-modulating G protein-coupled receptor signaling pathway; action potential; phospholipase C-activating dopamine receptor signaling pathway. Gene Ontology annotation, cellular component: heterotrimeric G-protein complex. The transcript is spliced from 8 exons. Lineage: Eukaryota; Metazoa; Chordata; Actinopteri; Cyprinodontiformes; Cyprinodontidae. Gene Ontology annotation, molecular function: G protein-coupled receptor binding; GTPase activity; guanyl nucleotide binding. The record is from RefSeq and is a predicted model, not a curated record. The coding region runs from base 917 to 2125 and encodes 402 amino acids.
AGACCCGCCUCGCUCAUUCAAUUGGUCUGCCCCAAACCUGUUUCCAGCAGUCCGCCGUCUGUCACUCACCGUCGCGCUUCCCUCCUCCGCCUCGCUUGGCAGCAUCCAGGAGUGUGCCCACCUUAUUCCUGCGACGGUCUUUUGAUGUGAACAUAUUUACAGCAAAGAGCCGCCGUUUCGGCACGCGUUUAUUUUCCGGUUUCCCGGUAAUUAUUCGGAGCUUUUUGCACUAGCUUUGUCACUUUCAGUCGGGAUGAGUCAGGAUGUAACUGGGUGUUGUCCUGUUGUUUUUUUAAGCUAGGCGGCCAAAUUCCUUCAACCAGCCUGCUGCUUCAAUCACUGCGGGCUGUCACUACGUUAGCCUUUAGUCGGACGAGCUAGCGGACUAGCAGGGCGAGCGCUCCCCGACUGGUUUUCGGGCCUAAUUUAGGAAGGGUUGUUGGAAUAACGCUGGGGAGGCUGUAGACACGUUGGCUGUCACAGGUUUGGAUGCUGCAGCGUUGAAGCCACUCUCGGCAGAUGGUGAGGAUUGAAUUGGAAAAGGCAGAAAAUAAAACCUAAAGGCAGCCGUUAGUAACAAAAUAAAAAAAAAAAAAGAAAAAAAAAGGAAAAGGCUGGUUCAGCUUCCUUUCCAGUGUGAAUCUCCUGUGAUUUACGGUGGAACAUCCGGGUGAAGUCUCAGUUCUUCCCGGCUGGGGGGACAACUUGACAGCGAGGCCCCUUGGCUAAGUCUCCCCUCCCCCAGCCCCCGACCAUCCAUCCAUCCAUCCGCCCGUGCAGUCCAGGCCAGGCCAAGCCGACUGACCACCACCUCCUCCCCGCUUCGCUUGAGGGCCCGGGGAUUCGGGAGAAACUGAAACCGUGAGCCAGCGUUGGUCAGGGUCCCGUUUGAACCGGGCUGCCACAACCAGAGGGGAUGACUCUGGAGUCCAUGAUGGCUUGCUGCCUGAGCGAGGAGGCGAAGGAGUCGAAACGAAUCAAUGCAGAAAUUGACAAACAGCUCCGCCGCGACAAGCGGGACUCCAGGAGGGAGCUGAAGCUGCUGCUGCUCGGUACGGGAGAAAGCGGUAAAAGCACCUUUAUCAAGCAGAUGAGGAUCAUCCAUGGAGCUGGCUACUCAGACGAAGACAAGAGGGGCUUCAUUCGGCUUGUUUACCAAAACAUCUUCACCUCCAUGCAGGCUAUGAUCCGUGCCACUGAGAACCUCAAGAUCCCCUACAAAUAUGAACAGAACCGGGCCAACGCCAUGCUCGUGAAGGAAGUGGAUAUUGAGAAGAUCAAUGGGUUUGAUCAGCACUAUGUCGUAGCGAUUAAAAGCCUGUGGGCUGAUCCAGGGAUCCAGGAAGCCUACGACCGUCGCAGAGAGUACCAACUCUCUGAUUCCACUAAAUAUUAUCUAAGUGAUAUAGACCGUGUGACUGCGGAGGGAUAUGUUCCCACCCAGCAGGAUGUGCUGAGGGUCCGUGUUCCCACCACGGGUAUAAUAGAAUACCCUUUUGACCUGGAGAACGUCAUCUUCAGUUAUCUUACGGAUCUGGAUCGUAUUGCCGAUCCCAGCUAUCUUCCCACUCAGCAGGAUGUACUCAGGGUGCGCAUCCCUACUACAGGAAUCAUAGAGUACCCCUUCGACUUGCAAAGCAUCAUUUUCAGGAUGGUGGAUGUCGGGGGUCAGAGGUCAGAGCGGAGGAAGUGGAUUCACUGCUUUGAGAAUGUCACCUCCAUUAUGUUUCUUGUGGCUCUGAGUGAGUACGACCAGGUCCUGGUGGAGUCUGACAAUGAGAACCGCAUGGAAGAGAGUAAGGCUCUGUUCAGGACAAUCAUCACCUACCCCUGGUUCCAAAACUCUUCAGUCAUCCUCUUCCUUAACAAGAAGGAUCUACUAGAGGAGAAGAUUGCUUAUUCGCACUUGGUUGACUACUUCCCUGAAUUUGACGGUCCCCAGAGAGAUGCUCAGGCAGCGCGAGAAUUCAUCCUCAAAAUGUUUGUGGACUUGAACCCAGACAGCGACAAGAUCAUCUACUCCCACUUCACCUGUGCCACGGACACUGAGAAUAUCCGCUUUGUGUUUGCGGCCGUCAAAGACACCAUCCUACAGCUCAACCUGAAAGAGUAUAACCUUGUGUGAAAGAGGGAUGCGACUGUGCUUACAACCCUGCCCCCACCCCCCCAUCCAUUGCACAAACACGCCCCACUUUCAGGGAUGUCCCGUCAACGUAACACGCAUCGCACAGCGCAGCACUCUAGCUCUCACACACUCGAGCAGAACUGUUGCUUUUAAAUCUUUCUUUCCAGUGCAGUGAGUUUCCAGGUCCUCCCACCGUCAGUCAUACCCCUGCUUUCACCAAAGCCGCUCCCUCCUUUUCUCGGCAGCUUGUUGCAUCAGUCUUCGACCUUUUAAAAAGCUGCUCCGUGUGUCAAGCUGCACACAGUUUUUCUUUGUUUUUUUAAGACGGCUAAACUGCGACCGGAAGGGAUUUUCAUCGGCAUUUGUAUAUCUACGUGCACUCAACGCAGUUUUUAUCGGCAAUGAAUUUUGGUCUAAACCGAAGAUUAAUCUUAAACCCCCUCCCGCCGCCUGCAGAGUUGGCCCCUCCCUCCUUUUCCGGCAAUGUGGAAGAAACUAACUCAUUCAUCUGGUGACAUCUUCUAUAAACAAACACAGAAAAGAUGCUCCAGAGCGACGGAAUCAGGAUGCGAGGUCACACACCUGAACAAGGGGCGGACACCAUCAACUUGCAUCUAUGAAUGUACCCCCAGGUGUGAGCUUCACAACUGCAAAAAAAAAAAAAUCAGAAAAAAAGACGUAUAUUAUAAAUUUGCAACAUAUUUAUGGGGUUUCAACAACAAGCAAGGGGGUCCGGGAAAAUCUGUUUCUGAGAUUUUUUUUUUUUAACAGAUUUUUACAGAUUUGGAACAAAAUAUAUAUUGCAACACUAAAAUUACUGAAUCAUUAAAGCUGAAAAUUUAUAAAAAAUUAGCAAAAUUUAAACAAAAUGACAAAAAAAAGCUAAUGUAAAUUUAUUUGAAAUUUAAGUAUCCUUGGGAUAAAGUUUUUUUUGUUUUUUUUAGUUAAAGUUAAUCACACGCUUCCCUCCUCCAAAAAUGUAUUCUGUAUGAAUUUACAGGGACAACCUUCCACAUGACGCAGCACUCCGAACAUCUGUCGCCACUGACGCAGAUGAUGUGAAACUGCUCUCUAAGUACAUGACACUAGAAAGCAGCAGGGUAAAGGACCCCACGUUGGAAAGUUUGCACACUCAUUUGUGGAGCUCGGCUUCGAGCAGCUAAAUCGGCGACAUAAAGGCUGGAAACUCUACAUGUCCGACGACAUCACGCUUCCCGACGUGACGCAGUCAUCGACAUCAGGAUGUGCUUCUUACGUUUCCUUUUUUUGACGUUGGGUUUUGUUGAGCGAUGUACAAAGGGGAAAGGGAGGAGGAUGCGCCUUUCACAGAAAAUACUCUAAAAGUCUGCAAAUGUUUUUUGUGUAUACCUGUAAAUACAUAUACACAAAACUCUCUGUAUAAAACAAGUGCUCUGUGGUACACCUUUGGUUUUUGAAAAGAAAAAAAGGAGAAAAAAAGACUUUCUUUAGCAUACAGUUUUCUUCUAUGAAUUUAUGGUAGUAUUGAAACUGUGAUUAUGAAUUUUGUUCACUAGAUUAAUAGGAUUUCAAAGAGCCGCACGAUGUCGAGGAAACGAAGCAGGUGGUCGGGGAAAAAGGCUAGCCUCUGAACGCCACACUACUGCAACAGCUCUGUUCAGAAUAAAGCUAACUAGAGCUGGUUCAACAACAACAAAAUCUUGACGGUCUAGGUGAAAGGAUGAUUUUGAGAUUAAUUAAAGAUUUUUUUUUUUAUUUAUAUAAUUUAUGGACCAGGAUGAAGGUGUUGAUAAUUUGACUGCUUGUGUUUCUGUCAUGUUGAAGGGCUCCUUUCUCUCAUGGCAGAGCCUACUUGAGUCUGAACUGCUGUUAAGAAAAA